Messenger RNA from Lentinula edodes (shiitake mushroom), 2006 nucleotides. RefSeq lists its product as uncharacterized. The transcript is spliced from 14 exons. Lineage: Eukaryota; Fungi; Basidiomycota; Agaricomycetes; Agaricales; Omphalotaceae. The record is from RefSeq and is a predicted model, not a curated record. Bases 155 to 1675 code for a protein of 506 amino acids.
CCGAGCUCGAUUGCUUCCGCGGCCCGUCGGUAAAUGCCGAGGCCAUAAAGAUGUACAAAAACGAUCAGUUCUUUGAACUUCGGCUUCAAAGCUUGCGCAAACUGGCCUUCAUCAUUGGCUUCGUUGUCUUCCGCCGUUUCCCCCUCUCAGAUUCAUGGGCGGUUUCUCUCCUUCGACGUAUCUUCUAUGGUCUAUACUAGCGUGUCUAUUCGAAGGUUUCCUGGUUGCUCAUCUGUAUAGUUAUGACAAGUUCCAGUGCGUUAAAUGGGGCUCUGGCAGACAACCUGGUGCAUUCAAAAGAAUAAUGACAUAUUCGUAUCUAGCAACGGUGCCAUUGCUCAUGGUAUACUCGCUUACAAUGACUGUACUGUCCUACCAGCAAGGUUUCUUAAUAACAGCUGAUGGGAAAGUCCUAGCCAUUCCAUUUUCCUCUUGGACUCACACGGCCAGGAAACGACUUCUCCCGCUUUUCUUCGUCCUAGCAUCAGCGUGGGCGCUCGAGUUGGUGACCCAUCUUGAAGAACUAACAUUCUGGCUGUUUUUAUUACAUCAAGGGCCUCACAAACGCGAUUGGUUCAAGAGCUGGGAAUUCCGAGUCUGGUAUCUCGGAAGUGUCAUAGCGAUUCUGGGAAUGCCUUUGACAGUCAUCAUCAAGAGAGCUAACUUGGAUUUGUGCUUUGCAUGGAUUUUCCUUGCUGGCUCAGCCGCUGGCCUUGCAACUACCCUCUGUUUCAUGUAUGUCUUGGUUCGCUUCCCCGGUUUUAUACGCCGAGUCAAAUUCGAGGGCGCGGAACCCGAAGUCGUCGUGCGGCUGACCAUAUUUUAUCAACUAAACAUCACACGAAUGAUUUUCCGCUUCAUGUUUCAUUUCCCGCUACUCAUUCUCGCGUUGGAUGCUGUUCAAGGACCCCACGAUAUCAUUGCCAAACAGGCCGCUUCGGAUUUGCUCGUCAUGCUUGGUGGGAUUGGCUGCUUCGUAUCGUCUGCAAUUACUCUGUUUAUUUUUUUCCCGCGUUCAAUUACUCGGGAAAUUGGUUAUCGUGUCAAAAUAUCAUCUACACCAAGUGUCGACCAGAUAGCUCGCGCACCUUCACUACCGGAUUACCAUCGCGAACAGAAUAUGUCACACCCCAAGCCCACACCACCCGCGGUUGACACCUUUCACCAUUUUGAAAACCCCGAAGACCUUGCCGUCGAAAAUCUGUCACAAAAUCCAGAGUAUGAUGGUGAAGCUACGCCACAAUACGAAUCUGAUCCAGAGAGCGAUUUCAUUGACCCAGCCACUGUACAAGGGAGAAACUGGAUUGCAGACACCAACGACGACGCCACAACUUGGGAGAUGCACUCUAAUGAAAUUUUCAGAACAGGAUCAGUAACUUACCACCGACCGCGCAUCCAUCAGUCCCGGCAUGGUCGUAGACGUGAUAUUGAAGAACAACCAAGCAUCGGGAACAUUAGGGCCGAAAUAAACAAGUACAGCACUCCACCGGGGUCCGGAAAAGAUCCCAGCGCCGCCGUCAUCGUCGUUCCACGAAUAUCUCGCGUUGACCCCACUCGACCUUUGGUUAUGGAAGAGCCUUCUGCAUCACAUUCUUCUGACGUUGUCCACCCUUAUGCUAUGAAUUUUACCUCACCCAUCGAUCUAUGUGACGCCUCACUACCGCGAGCGAUAUGACUAAAAGUUAUUUAUAUAAGUGUCUUUUUUGCUUCUUGUGUUGGUUUGCUUUGCGUUCUAUCGGUUUUUCUGUGUCGCUUGCUUUGAUUGUAUAUUAGCAAAAGUUCGUCUAAAUCAUUCUGUCUUCAUGUUCUCGCUGCGGCUCUUAUGUUUGACUCUCAUUACUUUGUACUUAUUCUGUAUGUACAACACUACCAUCCCUCUCAAAAAUGUCUUGGAUAUUAUUUCUGACAGUUCAUUUGAUAACUUCUUUCUAUACCCUCAUCUAGUUCAUACCUACGGUUCGAAAUCCUGUUGUAACUAUAUUAAACAUAAACAUAACAUAGCGUUC